CAUCUUCAUCCAUGGCGUCCUUCUCCUCUCCACCACCAUCAUCCACGCCAUGAACAUCCUCUCCCUCUCUCUAUGGACUCUCUCUACUGCCCUGAACCCCCCAUCCUCUUCUCCUCCCCUCUUCGCUUCACCCCUCACCCUGAUGACUUCCAUCCCCAUCUCUCCCACCUCCUCUCCUCCGAAUCCCACCCUUCCGACCACUUCUCCGGUGUUGACGCCCAUUACUCCCCCGCUUCCCGUUCCCAGAUCGUCUUAUGGCUCGCCAGAGCCACUGCACGGAUCGGCUUCUCCCCGACGACUCUUUCUCUCGCUGUCAACUACCUCGAUCGCUGCUUCCUCCCUGGAGCUGGCCCUGGCCUUCAUCUCCAGCCUGAUAAGCCAUGGAUGUCACGCCUCUCCGCCAUUGCUUGCCUUUCCCUCGCCGCCAAGGUCGAAGAACAACACGUCCCUCUCCUCCUCGAUCUCCAAUCCCUUGCCGCCGCCGCCGGCGCCGAAGACGACGACGGCGGCGGCCAUGGAUCUUAUUUCUUCGAGCCCAAGACCGUCCGCCGCAUGGAGCUCCUCAUCCUCUCCUCUCUCGGCUGGCGCAUGAACCCCGUCACUCCUCUCAGCUUCAUCGACCUCCUCCUCCCAAACUUCAACCUUUCCUGCGCCUCCUCCCUCCUCUCCGCCAUCUCCGACUGGCGAUGGGUCCAGCAUCCUCCCUCCGCCUGGGCCUCCGCCGCCAUUCUCCACUCCAUUGGCGACGACCAAGACCCACAAAUCCAGAGCUCACUCUCAUUGCUCAACGCCUCAAAGGAUCACAUUGAAGAGUGUUUACACGUAAUCCAAGAAGCCACAAAGCACACCCACAAACACAUUGCAUUGAAUCACCAUUUCUCAUACUCUCCGUCAUGCCCGGCCAGCCCGAACGCCGUCAUCGGCUCAUGUUUCAGCUGCGAGAGCUCAUCGGUCCCUUCAUCCCCCGACCGGCCUUCGAAAAGGCCUCGACAAAGCUCAGAGUAAUAAGAAUGCAACACAAGAAGCAACACUGAACUAGUUUGAUCAGACUUGGUAGUCUACUCAAUUAGUCUUAGUAGUAUUAGUAUCACUAGUAGUAAUAUUAAUAGUAGUAGUGGUAGUAGUAGUAGUAGUAGUGAAACUAGUUUGGUGUUGUUUGGAGUGUGUUGUGUUUAAUGUUUGGUGGGAAUGAGGAAGAGUUAGCUCUGUGUUUAUUUGGAAUGAUGGAAAUGGUUGUAGUGUUGAUGUUGAAGAGAAGGAGAUUGCUUGCCAUCUUUGUUCUGUUUGCUUGAGAGAUUUGGAGUGUUGGGGAGGUUGAUAGAGCUCUUUCUUUUGGAGCAAUUUUGCUUUUUUUUAUUUGAGGAAGAGAGAAAGAGCAGAGAUGGCUGGCAUUUUCUUCAGUGAAAAACAAAGAUAACACCUUUGUCUUAUUUCUCUUCUCUGUAUUUAUCUAUC
This is a messenger RNA of Dioscorea cayenensis subsp. rotundata (Guinea yam), 1455 nucleotides long. Its product is annotated as cyclin-D3-2-like. The record is from RefSeq and is a predicted model, not a curated record. Gene Ontology annotation, biological process: mitotic cell cycle phase transition; regulation of cyclin-dependent protein serine/threonine kinase activity. Gene Ontology annotation, molecular function: cyclin-dependent protein serine/threonine kinase regulator activity. NCBI's taxonomy places the organism in Eukaryota, Viridiplantae, Streptophyta, Magnoliopsida, Dioscoreales, Dioscoreaceae. Gene Ontology annotation, cellular component: cytoplasm; nucleus; cyclin-dependent protein kinase holoenzyme complex.